Serinus canaria (Common canary) is the source of this 999-nucleotide messenger RNA. RefSeq names its product suppressor of cytokine signaling 1-like. NCBI's taxonomy places the organism in Eukaryota, Metazoa, Chordata, Aves, Passeriformes, Fringillidae. Bases 309 to 992 code for a protein of 227 amino acids. The transcript has 3 exons. The record is from RefSeq and is a predicted model, not a curated record. Gene Ontology annotation, molecular function: 1-phosphatidylinositol-3-kinase regulator activity. Gene Ontology annotation, biological process: phosphatidylinositol phosphate biosynthetic process. Gene Ontology annotation, cellular component: phosphatidylinositol 3-kinase complex.
UUCGGGGCGGGAGAGCGGCGGGGGCCGGGCCAAGGCAGCGCCGCUGUCGCCCCGGCACUGGGCGCUCGCUCGCACCGCAGGCAGCGCCGCCCGCCCGUGGCCCCGGAGGUGCCGCGAGAUGGAUUUGCUCUUAAGUAAAGCUGUGCAAAAACUGCGAAGUGCUGCAUCAGAGCUUUUGAAUUUGGACCACUUCCAGUCCUGACAUUCAAAAACUCAUCCCUAUGGGUGGCAAAGACAAACAGGCUGGAUGCCAAGGAGGAAGCAUGGUAAAGGCAGCAUCUUUCCAGGAUUCAUGGGCUCUUUGAGAGAUGAUCAGAGGGAGGCCAGAUGACCUGCACAACACACACACCACUGUUUCUCGUCUGCAAAGGCAGCAUCGGAGCGUUCUCCCCAGCCCCGCGCCGCCCGGCUUGCCCGAUCGUUUCCGGAUGUUUCGCAGCUGUGAGUGGGAAGUCCUGGAGCGAUCCCUCAAUAUCCUCCAGGCCAGCGACUUCUACUGGGGCCCCUUGUCCGUGGGGGAGGCUCACGCCAAGCUCCAGCGGGAGCCUGUAGGCACCUACUUGGUGCGGGACAGCUCGCAGGGGAACUGCUUGUUCAGCCUGAGCGUGCGGAUGCCCACGGGGCCCGUCAGCCUUCGAAUCUCUUUCCAGGAGGGCUAUUUCCGCCUCAAGAACUGGUUUUCAGACUGUGUGGUCCGGCUGCUGGAGCUGGUGGUGGCAGGGACCCGGAACAACCCCUUGCACUUUGAUGAGAUGGGGGGAACUCCCCUGGUCUUCUCUGAGCCCUUGUGCCGGAGCCGCCGGGCAGUGCCCACGCUGAGGGAGUUGUGCUGCCGGAGCCUCCCUGCUGGUGCCGUGACGGAGGACAGAGCAGGGCUGGGGGGCUCCUUGGGAAUGUGUCUGAGGGAAGAGGUGUUCUCACCCCUGGACAGAAGGGGAGGGUCAGAGGGGAGAAUUGGUCCCAGCCCCUCUCUGUCCUGGGCUAGGAGAUGAUGCCAUG